AUGCAUGACUUUGAGGAGUCGGCUGAUGACAGCCGCGCCGAGCUUGGGCCUGGAUGGGUGCAGCCUGUUUUCCUCCCUCACAGAAGGGGACCGAAAAUCGAAACAAGUAAUCGGGCGAGGAGUCCAGGGUACAGUAGCAAGCAUGUAUUCAUCUUCGCCCAUCAGACGCAAAAUUACAUUAUCUGCUUCAUCGAUGCCCAUCUGUCUCAAGCGGUGUCAUCAAAGGCCGAGCAAACGGCAACCUCUUCACGAGCACCGCACCAGCUACUGAGGCUGGGUGUCAGGAGGCGUCGUCGUCGCCCCAGCGAGCCAAAGCAACCAUCACGGGAUCUCUGGAUCGGCCGUAUUCGGGAAAUGCCCAAGAUCAGCAUUCCGGGGUAG
This is a messenger RNA of Colletotrichum destructivum, 381 nucleotides long. RefSeq lists its product as uncharacterized. The record is from RefSeq and is a predicted model, not a curated record. The transcript is spliced from 2 exons. The coding region runs from base 1 to 381 and encodes 126 amino acids. NCBI's taxonomy places the organism in Eukaryota, Fungi, Ascomycota, Sordariomycetes, Glomerellales, Glomerellaceae.